This is a messenger RNA of Aplosporella prunicola CBS 121167, 2044 nucleotides long. RefSeq lists its product as uncharacterized. Gene Ontology annotation, biological process: methionyl-tRNA aminoacylation. Bases 20 to 2038 code for a protein of 672 amino acids. The record is from RefSeq and is a predicted model, not a curated record. NCBI's taxonomy places the organism in Eukaryota, Fungi, Ascomycota, Dothideomycetes, Botryosphaeriales, Aplosporellaceae. Gene Ontology annotation, cellular component: aminoacyl-tRNA synthetase multienzyme complex; cytosol. Gene Ontology annotation, molecular function: ATP binding; methionine-tRNA ligase activity. The transcript is spliced from 2 exons.
AAAAACAUCACACUCCACAAUGGCCACCUCCGAGCCCAUCCUCCCCCAGGAGGGCAAGCGCAACAUCCUCAUUACUAGCGCCCUGCCAUAUGUUAACAACAUUCCUCACUUGGGCAACAUCAUUGGCUCCGUCCUCUCCGCCGACGUCUUUUCCCGCUUCUGCAAGGCCCGCGGUCACCCGACUCUCUACAUUUGCGGCUCCGACGAGUACGGCACUGCCACCGAGACCAAGGCCAUCGACGAGGGCCUGACUCCCCAGGAGCUCUGCGACAAGUACCACCAGAUCCACAGCGAUGUCUACAAGUGGUUCAACAUCGGCUUCGACAAGUUCGGCCGCACCCCCACUCAGCAGCAGACGGAUAUCGCGCAGGACAUUUUCACCAAGCUCUACAAGAACGGCUACCUAGAGGAGCAGACCACCGUCCAGCCAUACUGCGAGAAGCACAACUCCUUCCUUGCCGACCGUUUCGUCGAGGGCGAGUGCAGCAUAUGCCACGACCCGGGCGCGAGAGGCGACCAGUGCGACAAGUGCGGCAACCUUCUGGAUCCGCUGGAGCCAGAGCCGGAGGCUGCCGCCGCUGGGUCGGACGAGGCUGAGGCGCACGGCGAGGUGAAGGCCACUGGCUUCCUCAUCAACCCCCGCUGCAAGCUGGACGGCGCCGCCCCGGUGAAGAGAGAGACUAAGCACAUAUACUUGCGCUUGGACGCGCUGAAACCGGAGAUUGUGGAGUGGUUUGAGAAGGCGAGCAAGGAGGGAGCCUGGUCGUCGAACUGCAUCCAGAUCACGCAGUCGUGGAUCGACAAGGGUCUCAAGCCCCGCGGCAUCACCCGUGAUCUGAAGUGGGGUACGGCUGUCCCUCUUCCUGGCUAUGAGGACAAGGUCAUGUAUGUCUGGUUCGAUGCCUGCAUUGGCUACGUCUCCAUCACGGCGACGUACACCGAUGAGUGGGAGAAGUGGUGGAGGAACCCCGACAACGUCAAGCUCUACCAGUUCAUGGGCAAGGAUAACGUUCAGUUCCACACCAUCAUUUUCCCAGGCUCGCAGCUCGGCACCAAGGAUAAGUGGACUAAGAUCCACCAUCUGUCCACCACCGAAUACCUCAACUACGAGAACACCAAGUUCUCCAAGUCUAAGGGCAUCGGUGUCUUUGGUAACAACGCUAAGGAUACCGGCAUUCCCUCGGACGUCUGGCGUUACUAUCUGCUCUCUAGGAGACCGGAGACUAGCGACGCCGAGUUCAAGUGGAACGAGUUCAUUGACGCCAACAACAAUGACCUGUUGAAGAACCUGGGCAACUUCGUCAACCGCGUCAUCAAGUUUGUGGCGGCCAAGUACGAUUCUGUUGUUCCCGACUACACCAAGUACACGGAUGACUACCUUGAGAACCACAAGAAGGAGACCAACGAACUUCUGAAGACCUAUAUCAAGGAUUUGGAGGCAGUCAAGCUCAGGGCUGGUCUCACGACGGCGCUGCACAUUUCGUCUCAGGGCAACAAGCUCCUCCAGGACAACAAGCUCGACAACAGGCUGUUCGCCGAGGAGCCUGACCGUUGCGCUGCUGUUGUCAGCAUGGCGCUUGAGCACAUUCGCCUUCUUGCGAGCGUCAUCGAGCCCUACAUGCCCGCCACCGCCAAGGGCUACACCAACGACAAGGGCGAGUUUGUUGCGGGCAUGUUCCAGCAGCUCAACGUCGAGCCCGUUCCUUUCAUUCCCGAGGACUGGACCGCGAAGUCGAUCCAGCCCGGCCACAAGAUUGGCAAGGCCGGCUACCUGUUCAGCCAGAUCAAGCCGGAGAAGGAGCAGGAGUGGAGAGAGCUGUACGGUGGCGAGGAGGCCAAGCGCCAGAAGGCUCUGGAGGCGGAGAAGAAGGCGGCUAAGAAGGCGGCCAAGGACGCUGACAAGGCCAAGAAGAAGGCCAAGAAGGAGGCUGCCAAGGGCGCGGCGGGCGUCGAGGCGGCCGAGAAGAAGCAGGAGGCGGACCCUGCGAUAGAGAAGGUCACGGAGGCCAUGGAGAAGGCGGAUGUGCAUACUUCAUAGACGAGC